Messenger RNA from Bicyclus anynana (squinting bush brown), 1805 nucleotides. It is a transcript of the gene eEF1alpha1, whose product is annotated as elongation factor 1-alpha. The transcript is spliced from 2 exons. The record is from RefSeq and is a predicted model, not a curated record. Gene Ontology annotation, molecular function: GTPase activity; translation elongation factor activity; GTP binding. Gene Ontology annotation, biological process: translational elongation; translation. Lineage: Eukaryota; Metazoa; Arthropoda; Insecta; Lepidoptera; Nymphalidae. Bases 167 to 1558 code for a protein of 463 amino acids.
GUUGAAAUUGACACGCAUUUUAAUAGGGUAAUUUUUCAUAAAGUACAGCCACACUAAUUACCGGAAGUGACUGUGAACCUUUCUUCCAGGCGAAAUAAAAACCAUUUCUCGUCCAUUCUGUUGGAGUCUUUUUCGGAUAUCACACGCUAUCCGUGGCUAACCAAAAAUGGGCAAGGAAAAGAUUCACAUUAACAUUGUCGUCAUUGGACACGUCGACUCCGGCAAGUCCACCACCACAGGACACUUGAUUUACAAAUGCGGUGGUAUCGACAAACGUACUAUCGAGAAGUUCGAGAAGGAGGCCCAGGAAAUGGGCAAAGGCUCCUUCAAAUACGCCUGGGUGUUGGACAAACUGAAGGCUGAGCGCGAACGUGGUAUCACCAUCGACAUCGCUCUGUGGAAGUUCGAGACAGCGAAGUACUACGUCACCAUCAUCGACGCUCCUGGACACAGAGAUUUCAUCAAGAACAUGAUCACGGGAACCUCUCAGGCCGAUUGCGCCGUGCUGAUCGUCGCCGCCGGUACCGGUGAGUUCGAGGCCGGCAUCUCCAAGAACGGCCAGACCCGUGAGCACGCGCUGCUCGCCUUCACUCUCGGCGUCAAGCAGCUGAUCGUGGGCGUCAACAAAAUGGACUCGACUGAGCCUCCAUACAGCGAGUCUCGUUUCGAGGAAAUCAAGAAGGAAGUGUCCUCCUACAUCAAGAAGAUCGGUUACAACCCAGCUGCCGUCGCUUUCGUACCCAUUUCUGGCUGGCACGGAGACAACAUGCUGGAGGCGUCCACCAAAAUGCCCUGGUUCAAGGGAUGGCAAGUUGAGCGCAAGGAAGGUAAGGCUGACGGCAAAUGCCUCAUUGAAGCUUUGGACGCCAUCCUGCCCCCAGCACGUCCCACAGACAAGGCUCUGCGACUUCCCCUUCAAGACGUCUACAAAAUCGGUGGUAUUGGUACAGUGCCAGUAGGCAGAGUAGAAACUGGUGUCCUUAAACCAGGUACCAUCGUUGUUUUUGCUCCCGCUAACAUCACCACUGAAGUUAAGUCUGUUGAGAUGCACCACGAAGCUCUCCAAGAGGCUGUGCCUGGAGACAAUGUUGGUUUCAACGUCAAGAACGUCUCUGUCAAGGAAUUGCGUCGUGGCUAUGUUGCUGGUGACUCCAAGAACAACCCACCUAAGGGAGCUGCAGACUUUACUGCACAAGUCAUCGUGCUCAACCACCCUGGUCAAAUCUCCAAUGGUUACACACCCGUGUUGGAUUGUCACACCGCUCACAUUGCCUGCAAGUUCGCAGAAAUCAAAGAGAAAGUAGACCGUCGUACUGGAAAAUCCACUGAAGAUAAUCCCAAAUCCAUCAAAUCAGGUGAUGCUGCCAUUGUCAACCUAGUACCAUCCAAACCCCUCUGUGUCGAGAGUUUCCAGGAAUUCCCACCCCUCGGUCGUUUCGCUGUGCGUGACAUGAGGCAGACUGUUGCCGUGGGAGUCAUCAAGGCUGUCAACUUCAAGGAAGCUGGCGGUGGCAAGGUCACCAAAGCUGCCGAGAAGGCCACCAAGGGCAAAAAGUAGCUAGUGCUGUUAACAGCUCAAUUCUUCAUUCAACUGCGAUACUUCAUUCACCGAAAGGUGUUCAGAAGGAAAAAAGGGCUACAAACUCAUUCCUUUUCUAUAUUUUUUACAAGGCUUAUACUGUAACGUUAUUUUAUAAUUUAUAAGGUUAUACAUAUAUCUAAAUAUUUUGUUACGACUACAACUAAAAUGUAAAUUCAUAGAAUAAAAGGUAGCCUCCAGUAAUAAAUAAACAUGGUUUUAUUUA